CUCACCUGGGCUGAGCCCAUUUGCUUAUUGGGAGCCAACGAGGUGCGGUCGCCAUUGCCGCUGCUGUCGCUCUGCUCGACUCGAGCUCGGAGCUGCCCCUCGUUAAAAGCCACCAACACCAUUACGUUUCUCUCCUCGGCUUCACCCACCUUCCCUCCUCCGGCUUCUUUUCCCCGACGCUCGGCCACCUCUCUUUUCUCGUCCCUGUCCACGGAGAGUGGCCGUCUCGCUCGGAACGAAGCCUCACCCCGAAAUGCUCUCCCUUGGUCUUUAGUUCUCCUCCUUCUCCGCCUCUCCCUUCUUCCUUAAACUUCCAAGACCAGCGUUCCUUUUUGGCUUUCCUCCCUUUUCUUUUCCACCCAUUUCUCCGGUUCCAUUUUCCCGAAAUAGAGAACGAGAAAACCCUAGAUUUCGCCCAUGUAUUGCUCCUCUUCUGUUUGAAGACCUAGUUUGCGCAGCGGGUGGAGUAUCGAUCGCUCGGGAAGAUACACUUAAACAAAGUCAGAGUUUCUGUGGAUUAAAUUUCUCUCGCCUGGUGGAACGUAAGAUUAUAACAGCUCCAGUCACCUGUCCUUUGGGCAUGAACCUUUGAUUGUAUCUGGUUUUCCUUUUUUCGCAUAACACUUCAGUUAUUCAAAAUGGCAAAAGGCAAAAGUCGGCGCAGAUUUGCUUCUCGCCAAGCAAGGGCAUCCCCAUACCCACAGAAGAAGUGCCACUGGAACAAAGAUCUUAUCCGCAAGAAACCAUGCCUAACUGUGGAAGCUACAGGGAAGAAAGACUGGGAUGAUAUAACCUGUUCAGUGUGCAUGGAGUGUCCACAUAAUGCAGUUCUCCUUCUCUGUUCAUCUCAUGACAAAGGCUGUCGCCCAUACAUGUGUGGCACCAGUUACCGGUACUCCAAUUGUCUUGAUCAGUUCAAGAAGGCAUAUGGAAAAGCAUCUAAGGGAUCAGCUGUUUCUGAUUUCCAUGAUAUAGGCCAUUCUACCGUAGCCAUUUCUGACAGUGAGGAUUUAUCACUUGAAGAUGGAUCUGCUGGGAUUACAAAUAUGGGAUGGUCCCAAUCUAGAGAAAAAUGGGAGCUCACGGAGUUGGUAUGCCCAUUGUGUCGUGGAAAGGUUAAGGGAUGUACAGUGGUAGAAUCUGCUCGUGCUUAUCUCAAUACCAAGAAGAGAAGCUGCACGCAGGAUGGAUGCUCCUAUAUAGGAAACUACGAAGAACUAAGGAAGCAUGUAAAAACAGAACACCCUUGUGCCCGCCCCCAUGAAGUGGAUCCAGUGCUCCAACAGAAUUGGAGGCGUUUGGAACAUGAACGUGAACACGAUGAUGUGCUGAGCACAAUCAGGUCAACAAUGCCAGGGGCCAUGGUACUAGGAGACUAUGUUAUAGAAGGCAAUGGGUUUGGAAGCGAUGGUGAUGAGGUAGGCAUAGAUGAAAGCAACUGGCUGAAUGUCCUCCUUCUCUUUCAGGCAUUUGGGCCCAAUGGCAACAUAGCGGGUGGCCGUAAUUUCACUUCGCGAUUGAGGCGUCUUGCCAGAGGUUACAGGAGGUUGGAAAUGGGGCCAUCAGGGCGAAGCCGGUGGCAUGACGAGGCACUUACUAUCAUCUCCUCUGAUGAAGAUGAAUCACCGAGCAUUAAUACUUCAGCAGCUAUUACCACUGCCAAUGUGACCACAACUGCUGCAAGGGGGAGGGCAAACAGAGAGGAUUCUGCUAGAAGGCGGAGAAGCCGGAGACGCUCACUAACUGAUCUGACUUGAGGAGACAUAGUAUAUAGCUGAAUUACCUUUCAGACAUAGGUAGGUUGGGUCAUAGAAAAAGAAAUGAAAAAAGGGGGAAAAAACAUAGCAUGUUGGUGUAAAACUCGUCAUCUGCAUUUAUGCUGGGAUCGUUUCUUUACCUUGGUGGUUGAUUUUAAUUUUUUUUUUCUUUAUCAUGAUGCAUUCCGCUGUUCAUGUUACGGGCAUUUCAUUAUUAACCUGAAGUACGGGACCGGCUGCUGGGUUUCUCUUGAUGUUGCAUCCUUGCAACUUUCUGCAUGAUUGUGAAAAUAAUAAUUUUGAUUGAUGCCUCACUGAAAAGAUGAGGGCAAAUGUACUUUUUGUUAAAUGCUAUGGAAAUGGCCUCUUGUCACUAAA
Messenger RNA from Nymphaea colorata (pocket water lily), 2135 nucleotides. RefSeq lists its product as uncharacterized. The coding region runs from base 639 to 1757 and encodes 372 amino acids. The record is from RefSeq and is a predicted model, not a curated record. The transcript has 4 exons. NCBI's taxonomy places the organism in Eukaryota, Viridiplantae, Streptophyta, Magnoliopsida, Nymphaeales, Nymphaeaceae.